This is a messenger RNA of Dendroctonus ponderosae (mountain pine beetle), 1670 nucleotides long. RefSeq lists its product as uncharacterized. NCBI's taxonomy places the organism in Eukaryota, Metazoa, Arthropoda, Insecta, Coleoptera, Curculionidae. The coding region runs from base 375 to 1022 and encodes 215 amino acids. The transcript has 2 exons. The record is from RefSeq and is a predicted model, not a curated record.
UGUGACACAGUAACCUUAAUGCGUGUUUGAGUGAAUGUGCUUACAGAAUGUACCAUUCAUCUAUCCAUCAAAUAUUGUCAUUAUUGUUGAAUUGUAGUUCCAAAGAUUUAUUUUUACCUUCUGUGGCUCCACCUGGAGAAUGCCGACUUGGCAACACUGUUCAUUAUCAAGAUAGUUAGUCUAUUCUCAGAUACCGAAGAACACGUGUGUUUAUUUUUACUACCGAAACUAGUCGAACUUCCAUAAUAUCAUAAUAGGUUAUGGGCCCAGGGCAAAUCGACUAGCUUUUUUUCCUUUCCUGGGUGAAGAAAACGGCCAAAACGCUAAUCGCGAGUUUUUUGUUCGUUACCGUGCUGUUCAGAAUUUCGGUAGGAAUGGCUGUAAACUAUCUAAAUAGUGUACUGAAUUUAAUAGGACGCGAAAGCUAUAAAGAUUGGUGUUUCGCCAUGGAGAACGUUUUCAUUUUAGAAGGUUUAACAAAGUGUGUGGACGGUAGUGAGACUGAUACGGUGCUGAUACCGAAAGCAAAAGCUAAAUUGGUUUUGACUAUAGAUCCGUCACUAUACGGCCAUGUUAAAGAAGGAAAAACGUGCAAAGAAGUUGGGGAGAAAAUCAAAAGCCUUUACGAAGACACUGGUUUUACAAGUAAAAUAGGAUUGCUAAGAUCCCUAAUCUCAUUGAGGCUCGACAACUGCCAGUCAAUGGAUAAUUAUGCGAACCAGGUAAUUGAAUCAGCCCAGAGACUUCGGAGAACCGGUUUCAAAAUGGACGAUGAAUGGGUUGGGUCUCUUAUUUUGGCGGGAUUGCCUGAUAGAUAUUCACCUAUGAUAAAGGCUAUCGAACAUUCAGGAAUAGACAUAAGCGCAUAUGAUGGAACUCGAACAGGUGCUUUUGCAGCAAAACAUGACAGUUUACAAAAUCAGUUCAAGGGAGAUAACGCCAGCAAUGACGAAAGGAAGACAAAUGACAGAAGCCAUGACUGUCGAAAUGUAAAUAAACAUUGGAACAAACGCAAGGUCUAACCAGAAAUCGUCGGAGAAAAAUGCCUUUACUGCUGUGUUCCUGAGCGGAAACUACAGUAAGGAACAUUUUUAUUUGGAUUCAGGGGCAAGUAACCAUAUGUCACCAAACGAAAGUUAGAUAAAGAGUCCUUCGCCUUCAAUAAUUUCAGAAAUUAUAGUUGCAAACAAACAAAAGCUGCAAGUGAAAUGUCCCGGGAACAUUGAGAUAAUUACACAAUCUUUAGGAAAAUGUAACAGUGGAAAAUGUGUUGUGUGUUCUAGAACUUUCAACCAACCUUUUAUCGGUAAGUCAGCUAGUUUCCAGGGUAAAUCAAGCAGUUUUUCAUGACUCUGGAUGUACGAUUUACAACAAAACAGGCCAAUUGCUUGCUACAGCAGAUUUGGUUGAUGGUGUCUAUAAAUUGAACCUCAAAAGAAAUGUCUGUAUGAUUACUGUGUCAGCUGAAACCUGGCAUCGAAGAACACGUGUGUUUAUUUUUACUCCCGAAACUAGUGGAACUCCAGAAAAUCAUAUUUAUAACGAUCACAACGUUCCAAAAGUGGUUAAUUAUUUGCUUCUAUGUUGUGUGAUAGUAUUGUAAACAAAUAUAUUUUCAUUAAUUCUUAGCAGAAUUGCAAUAUGUACUUCAAUAAAUAGGCUGAGGUAGU